GGAUUCGGUGGCGGUUUUUGCGACUAUUCUUCUAGGACGUAUAGUAAAAGUGUAAUAUUUGUUUUAGCAAUUUAAUAACAGAUCGAAUUUUGCUAAACACGUAUAGCGAAUAGUUUAUGUACUAAUAGCCGAGCACUGAACCAUUCAGCAACAGUUAUGUUCUUCUCUGAUGACUUAUAAUCGUUCAAUUUUCUACUUUUAUUAAUAUUAAACCAGCAAAAUUGUUAUGAUGUUGCAAUAUGCCGUUAAUAAAUUAUAGGUAUUAUUUGUUUAUCUCUUAUUUAAAUCUAUUCCAAAUUUAAUCGGACAUCCUAGUUGUACCGUCAGAUGGAGGACUUGGAGGUCUGGGUGGAUUUGGUGGUAUGAGUGGAUUUGGUGGUAUGGGUGGACUUGGCGGUCUGGGUGGACUUGGUGGUUUGGGUGGAUUUGGUGGCGGCUUUCCGGGUGGAUUUAGAAUGGUUCAAAUAUGA
This is a messenger RNA of Didymodactylos carnosus, 470 nucleotides long. The record is from the annotation of a GenBank genome assembly. Lineage: Eukaryota; Metazoa; Rotifera; Eurotatoria; Philodinida; Philodinidae.